This is a messenger RNA of Halichondria panicea, 1096 nucleotides long. Its product is annotated as peroxisomal biogenesis factor 3-like. Gene Ontology annotation, cellular component: peroxisomal membrane. NCBI's taxonomy places the organism in Eukaryota, Metazoa, Porifera, Demospongiae, Suberitida, Halichondriidae. The record is from RefSeq and is a predicted model, not a curated record. Bases 58 to 1047 code for a protein of 329 amino acids. Gene Ontology annotation, molecular function: protein-macromolecule adaptor activity. Gene Ontology annotation, biological process: protein import into peroxisome membrane. The transcript is spliced from 11 exons.
GGCUGGAUAAAGGGGGCGGAGGUAGCCAAGUCAGCAGAAGCUAGCUAGAAAGCUAAGAUGGUGGAGCUCCUUCGAAGGCACAAGAAUAAGUUGUUGUUGACGGCGCUAGCUGCCACAGGCUUGUAUGGGGCUGGACGAUAUGUACUGAGGAUACUUGAAGAGCGGCGUUCAUUCGAGGCACUACCUAGUCUACACAGUUCAAGAUUGUUAGAGCAUUGUCGGAGCAAUCAUGCCACGACUGUGAGUGCGGUGUUGAGUGUGGCACCGAGACUAGCAGACACUCUCUCCCUACAACUCAACACAGACGCAAUCACACAACAGCUCAAGACUAAACCCUCCAACAAGGUGGCACUGUGGGACGACCUCAAGAGCUUGAGUUUUGCACGUCUUGUGGCAAGUGUGUACAGCAGUACAUUAUUGGCUUCCUUUAUGAGUGUGCAACUGAGUAUACUAGGAGGCUGCAUGUUUCAAGACCUGCACAAGAGCACUGUAACUGAAGAUGCUCACAAGUCCUACCUAGCCAUGGUGGAACACCUCCUCAGUGAAGGUGUUGUGGGUUUGUGUGAGGCUGUGUGCAGAGCUGCUGAUACAGUAUUGGCCCCCUAUUCUCUCAAGGAAGGUGUCACAUGUCAGGGCUUGGAGCAACUAUUGAGAGAUGUGCAACACUCAACUGCAUCACUGGGAGGAAGGUCUAGGAGGUGUUUCCUGAUCCAGUUUGCUUUGCCUCAAGAGAGUCUUGUCACUAAGACUAAUCCUGACUUGAGUGCUGCCAUGAGAGAUGUAUUAGAAAGCCAGGCUUUCUCAGAAGUGUUGGAGACAUGCUUGGAGGUGGCCUUCACUACACUAACAGGAGCACUCACUCAGAGCUACCAUUCUGCCUCUCAAAGCUUGACUGUGUUACCGUUGGCCCGACUGAUCCCCAUGGUAACAGACCACACCCACAUUGUGUUUGGUGGCGAGGCUUCUGGUGUCAUGCAGUCAGUACUAGAAGAACAGAAAUUGUUGACAUUUUCACAAAACAUUUACGAGUCAUUUUCUCAGAAAUAGUAAUAAUAAUAAUUUUGUGUACAAAAAUUGAAUGUGAUUGUUUCAUGGA